Molecule: messenger RNA, 506 nt
Organism: Racocetra persica
Lineage: Eukaryota; Fungi; Glomeromycota; Glomeromycetes; Diversisporales; Gigasporaceae
Source: the annotation of a GenBank genome assembly
AACAAGAAAGAAACGUAAAAAAGAUUCAGAGUUACCUUUCCCCAUUAUCCUUUGCACUUCUUGGUAAUCUUAUUAAAUAUCAUAUUAAGAAUAAGCAGUUACUUAUUUAUCAUCCUCCAGAAUGCGUUGGCCCACUAGUACAAGUUUACCACAAUGUUUUCAAUCAGUUCCUGCAUGAUUAUCAUAACAAAGAUCUAGAAAUGGGAAAAGAACAUUAUCAAUGGGCUCUUAAGUUCAUUUAUAAAAUGGCAGACAUAUAUCCUAGUGAACAUGAGUAUUCUAAAAAAUUUAGAGAAAAAUUUCGACAAUUAUUUGGCGAAGAAUUAAAAAUAAUUCACCUAGAUGAUGAAUCUUCAAAUGAUGGUGUAUUAGAAUAUAAUUUCCAUUCAUUUACUAGACCUUGGGUGUGUGUUUUAGAAGCAGUGUAUGUUGAGAAACCUAUUGUAGAUCCCUUAAUAGACCUCAUACCUCUUAUUUUUACAAAUAUUCGAGAUCACGCAGAGCGA